AUGACUGAUGGGACCCAGUGUGAUCAGUUCUCCACGGGGCCCAAGGGGCUACAUAGCCAUGGGUGGGAGGUGACUGAGAAGGAGGUGGGCUACACAGCUGGCAUCCACAUUACCAUGCUGCUGGCCAAGCCGUUGCUCACGGCCAGCUCGUCCUUGGUCACGGAGCAUAAAGGGCCACUGAAUCUGCUGUGUGAGACCUCGGACACCAUGGUCACCAUCCACUGGCUCUUCCACGACCGCCCCUUGAUGCUGGGAAGUCACAUGAAUCUGUCAGCCGAUAACAAGAGCCUCACACUCAUAACCGUGCUGCGCACAGACUUCGGCCCUUACCAAUGUGAAGCCCGCAGCGGGGGUCAGUCCGAGAAGAGCAACCUCUGUAACAUUGCAGUCAACUAUGGCCCCGACCCUUUUACAAUCACGGUGGACAUGAGGAAAGCCAACCAAAAGGUGCAGGAGAUACCUAGGGGUGCCCAUGUGACCUUCUCCGUGCUCAUUCAGUCCUACCCGAUCCCGAAUUACACUUGGACUGUCCCCAAUAGCGUAGAACAGCCGCGUAACACCAACACAUUCUCCAUCUCCCGCAUGACCAAGGAACACAGCGGCACCUACAAAUGUGUAGUCACCAACCUUGCCACUCAGCAGACCCAGAUGGACACCCUGGAAAUCCAGGUGCUGGAGCAACUGACCCCACUGUCCAUCACGGUGUCCAGUGACUUCCUGAUGGAGAGCGAGACUCGCCCACCCGUGAACCUGAUCUGCAGGACGAACCACACGGGCGUGAGUGUCCGCUGGCUCCUGCAGGGCCAACCCCUGCAGCCCAGUGGGCGCCUGGUGCUGUCGGCUGACAACUGCACCCUGGCCAUAUUCCGGCUCCAGCGCACGGACACAGGGCCCUACCAGUGCCUGGUGUGGGGCAGUAUUGGCGAGGCCCGCAGUGAGCCUGUCCUCCUGAACAUCUACUACGGCCCUGACAAGCUGAACAUCAGCAGCAGCACACAGAACAUGCCCGGCCCCAUCUUCGAGGCUGCCCUGGGCUCCUACCUGAUCCUGAACUGCCAAGCGGACGCCCACCCCAGCCCUCAGUAUCGCUGGACCUCCAGGAAUCGGACAUUCAAUACCAACCGGCUCAUCUUUGUGGCCCUAUCGUGGGAGGAUGAGGGGGUGCAUACGUGCACGGCCUCAAACCCUCAGACUGGCAAGAGCAGCUCCACACUGGUGGUGCUCAGACUGUGGGAUCCCUCCCUGGCCCUGUCUGCAGGAGCCAUCGCUGGCAUCGUCUUGGGGGUCGUGGCCGCUAUUGCCAUUGCCCUGGGCUUGCUGUACUUCUUCUACUUCAGAAGAGGUCCCACAUAUUUGUCUUCAAGGUUCCUUUUCAUCGUGGACUGA
Sorex fumeus (smoky shrew) is the source of this 1386-nucleotide messenger RNA. It is a transcript of the gene CEACAM20, whose product is annotated as CEA cell adhesion molecule 20. Gene Ontology annotation, biological process: heterophilic cell-cell adhesion. Gene Ontology annotation, cellular component: cell surface. The transcript has 7 exons. Lineage: Eukaryota; Metazoa; Chordata; Mammalia; Eulipotyphla; Soricidae. The record is from RefSeq and is a predicted model, not a curated record. The coding region runs from base 1 to 1386 and encodes 461 amino acids.